UCGUUUGUUUCAAUCUGUGUGUGUUUUUUUUUCUAAUAAUAUUUAGAUUUAACAGCCAGUUACAUUUACAUUUUAAUGUGUCGUGUUCUAUUUACACCAGUUUUAAGUGUCAAAUGGAAUGUGUAAAUAUUUAUAGCGAUGCACUAUUAUAAUCGUUAUAAAUUCGAUGUUUAAAUCUCUUGUACCGUUAACGAUAUUCAGAUAAUCUUGUGAACGUCUUGGGUUCUUUAUAGUGCGUUAAUCGCAAUUUUUAUUUUUAGUAGUAGUGUAACAUCGUAUGCAAGUAGACCGGUGCGUGGUUUAUCGAUUCGAAAAGUCGAUAAUUUGUAUCGAAAAUGUUGUUAAUUAGUGAUGUUCAUUACACGAAAGUGCUAUGAAUCAGUGGCUCUAAAGAUGUGCGGGCGUGUACGUGGCAAUCGUUUUCUUGUUUACGGUUUACGUUAAAAGUGAGAGCAAUGAGUGUUCCUAAUUUAAGCGCCGACCAGAUAACAGAGAUCGAAGCGGCGGAGGCGUGCAAAUGGCUACGAGCGGCCGGCUUCCCUCAAUAUGCGCAGAUGUACGAAGAUCUGCAGUUCCCGAUCGACGUAUCGGGAGUACAGAACGACCAUCCCUUUCUUGACGCGGACUCCCUGCAGUCUCUCUUCCGGAGAUUGACCGCUCUCAACAGAUGUGCCAAUAUGAAACUGGAACACCAUCAUCAUCAGAAACGUUCCAACGAUUCUGACGACGAGCAAUGUGCUCUAAGCGAGCACUGGCAGUACGAGAGGAAGUCGAGACGAUGGUCACGGGUAGUGGAGAUCACUCCACAAGCGCAGAGGCGGCUGCAGGUGAUAGCAGCUCGUGCUUUAGCGGAACGAGAAGCAAGAGAAGCCAGGGGAGAAGUAGAAGAUGACGAAGAUGAGACCUUACCCACCAUCAGGGUUGGCCUUGUUGAUGCCGAUGGACACUACACAGAUGUGGAACCAGAUCUAUUAACCGUACCCGGUCAAACAAUGAUACAGUUACCAAGCGAUAAAGAAGACGAAGAAGAUACGGGCACGAGGUUUAGACGAACAGGUUCAGAGAGACUCCGAGAUGGAGCAAAAGCCUUGCUAAGGAGAGUUGAAUCUCUAAAGACGCGGCGAAGAAAGAGGCAGAAUAGAACUGAAGUGAUAGUUUCUUCUCCCCACUUCUUAGAUGUACAACAAGACAGAUAUCCCGAUCUUAAUUAUAUAGAUAUGACUCCUACAUCACCCACUCAAUUCCCGUUUCCUGAGUUUCAUAGUUCACCUACUCAUGCUCCUGCGAUUAGAACCCAACCUCCUUCUCCUAUGACCAUUAUGCCUCCAUCCCCUAUCGCACCUCUAGAACAAUCUUUUGUUCUUCAUGCUCCUUUCGGUGAUGAUAGUUCUAGUUACGCGUCUGAUGGAAGCAUGGGUUCAAGCAACAAGAGUUCGAAAUCCAAAUUAGGGAGAGCGAAAAGAAUCUUCCAUAGGGGGUUAAGGAGUGAUGAUUCCAGCGCCCUUAGUGACUCUGAAUGCCAGCCAGCUAGUUGGAGGCACAAUUACUAUAAAGAGCUCAAUGCUCAUCAUCAUAAUACAGAGGUAUACGUGGAGCCUCCAUCGCCUGUGGAUCUAAAGCCAGACCCAGCAGUGUUGCGCGAGGUGCAGCAGUCUCCCGCCCACACGCCGCACCGCCGCCAGGCCAUUAGGACCAGCUCGCUCAACCUGGGCAAGGAGGCACACAAAUUUCGAGAUAGGAGUCUCAAAAGAGAUAAGUCGGCUUCAAGAAGUUCAGAGUUAGACAGUAGCCCCAAUUCCGCGGGCUCCAGAUCGCAUGAUGGUGAUCAAGAUGACGACGAUGAUAGUCUGGAUCUGAAGACGAAAAAAAACAACAUACAAAGGUGGUAUUCAUUCAGAACGAGUACUCUCAACGGAGGUCCUAAGGCAAACAAUACUCUUCAGCCAGCAACAAAUCAGAAAGACCCAGAAGCAUACCUUUCGCGACCUAUGUCAUCACUGUCCUGUGGACAGCUGCACAUUCUGAGAAAGUUAGCGCUGCUGCGUUUGACCGCGUGUAUGGAACGAUAUUGCCCCUCGCACAAAUCUGGCUGGAACUGGGAACUGCCCAAGCUUAUUAGAAAAAUCAAGACGCCCGAUUAUAAAGACAAAACUGUUUUCGGAGUACCACUAACAGUAUCGCUGCAAAGGACAGGUCAUUCGUUGCCAAAGCCUAUCCAGUGUGCGCUCAAUUGGCUCAAAACGAAUGCAUUGGAUCAGAUGGGUAUAUUUCGCAAAGCGGGCGUGAAGUCACGGAUAGCCAAGCUGCGCGCUAUGGUGGAGGCGGCAGGGGCAGCCAAUGCUGCCUUUGCUAGUGAGAAUAUUAACGUCGAAAGGUGUAGCCUGAAUUUCGACGGUGCGCAGGCGCACGACGUCGCUGACUUGGUCAAGCAGUACUUCAGAGAGCUACCCGACGCGCUUCUCACUAAUAAACUCAGUGAGACGUUCAUUGCGAUAUUCCAACAUGUUCCCGAGCCUCUAAGGCCAGACGCUGUGCAGUGCGCGUUGCUGCUGUUACCAGAAGAACAUUUGGAAGCUUUGCAUUCUCUGUUAAUAUUCCUUUCUGAGGUAGCGGAACAUUCAGCAGUUAAUCAAAUGACAGCAUCAAACCUAGCGGUAUGCCUGGCGCCUACCUUACUCAGGCUGCAUCAUGCGCCGCCUCAUACUGGUAGCACUAAGGAAGGAAAUUCAAACAGGAUGAUAAUCGAAAGCGUGGCCGACCAGCGUCAGAUCAGCGAGAGCCGCGCGGCGCACGCGUGCCUGCUGCUGCUGAUUGCGCGUCACCAUCAACUAUUCCUGGCGCCCGCCGACAUGCUCGCUCGUUGCAAGUUCAACUACUUCGAAGAAAGCGUGCCGGUCGCAUUAGAAGAACUAGGAGCAGAUUUUAACCAAGACUGGAAAGGAUUUCAACAAGCCUGUAUCAAGGCAUUGCUCAAAGAAGCCAAAGAAAAGAGUAGGGGCUGGAUGUCGGUGUCGGGCGCUGCAGGGCAUGUGGAGCUGUGCUGCAAGAAGGUUGGAGACGGACAUCCGUUGCGGCUGUGGCGCGCCACCACCGACGUCGAGGCGCCGCCGCAGGAGGUCAUGCAGAGAAUCCUCCGCGAGCGGCAUAUAUGGGAUGACACCUUGGUAAAAUGGCGAGUAGUUGAGAAGUUGGGAACCAAUGCUGAGGUGUUCCAGUACAUUACGGCUUCUAGCAUCAACUUACCACCGAGGGACUAUUGCGUAUUAAGGUCGUGGCAGCAGGGCGGUGGCAGUGGCGGCGGUGGAUGGUGCGCGGUAGCGGAGACUUCGGUGGCACACGCUGGCGCUGUUCCAGGUGCGCCGGGCUUACCUGGUGCCACGAGCGCUCCGGGUACGGCUAACGUAGCGGUCGGCGCGCGCGGUGUUGUACUUGCUUCACGGUAUCUCGCCCAACCUGCAGGAAAAGGCCGCAGCCGGCUAGUGCAUCUCGCACGAGUUGAUACAAUGGGUCGCACACCAGAGUGGUAUAAUAAAUGCUACGGCCACAUCUGCGCAUUGUAUCUAGCGAGGAUCAGGGCUUCCUUCAAGCACAACACAGAAGGUCCGGAGUCGAACGUAUGAUCCAAACAUUCCACUUAAGCUGUGUUCACAUUGAACACCGCUUAAGUAUGACGGAUGAACGUCAAAGUUUUUAUCUCGAAUAGGGAUGUAGAUUGUCAACAUCGAUAUGUUUGAUAAUCGCCAAAUAAGUGUUGCAUCAUAAUCCAAGAAAAUUAUUUUUUAUGUAAAUUAUUGGAUGCAAUAUUUUGGUCAUAUUUUAGCAACUAUUGGUGUUUAUAUGAUACAAAAAUAUCGAUGUAUAAAUCGAUUUUCUUUUCAUGAAAUCGAUUAUCGAUAGUCUCUUUCUCAAAAGUAUAAAUGUGAGAAUAUGUUUUGAUAUCUAGAGACGAGACCAAAUCAUUGACAAUUUCUUGUAAAUAAAGGUUUAUUGAUUGAAAAUGCAUAAUUCAAAAGAAUACUUAUUAGAUUUAAAAUUCACUACCUACCUCCAUAAUUAAAUGUUUAUAUCCUAAUAAUAAAACCCUAGUGGGGUCUACCAAAAAACCUGACUGCUUUUAUUGUAAAGUUAGUGUGUUAGGUUAGGUUAUAAAAAAAAUAUUUAGACCCUUUCAAGGUGCACUCUGGAUUAAACAUCACAAUAUAUUAUGUGAUAUAAAUUUUGUCUUAGAUUAAAAAAAAUGUAAUCUUAUUUUGGCGCAAACUUACCACAGAUUAUAAAGUUAUCAUAACAUAUCACUAGUCAUAUUUGUAUAUGAAUGUAAUUUUUUUUUUCAGUAAAGCACAUAACUGUACCUGUCCUGUGUUCAGGAAUAUAAAAUAGUAUUAUAAUUUAAAAUAUUAAUAGGUCAUGCUGAGACCUAGACAAAGCUUUUUUCUCUAUAGUGUGUCUAUUUAAGAUAGAUUAGUUUGAAAAUACACUAGAUAUGGGUUGAGUAAAAUCGUUUAAGAAUUUUUUCGAUUUUCGAUGGUUUUUCUCAUAGAACAUGCAAUCGAAAAUUCGUGAUUAUUGUCUUUGAAUUACAAUAUAGAUAAAAUUGUUUCUUUCUAUUCCUACUUUAUCCUUCAUAAGGACAAAGAAAUAAGACAUUAAACCAAAAAUUGCGGUGUUGACGAAUAAAAACAUUUUUAUAAAUAAAUUCAAAAAGUUAUAAAAUACCUAAAUUAAAAUACCCAUUUGUUGGAUUAAUUUUAUUAAAAGACCGAUUUUCGAUAGUUCACGGUUGUGCGCGAUGGUUCGACACUAUGACAACCGUUCAUUAAGUACAACAUUAAUGCUCAUACAAAAUUAAUUCGAUAAUAUAUAGGCGUCAGUUGUCAAACUAAUCUAUCUUAAAUAGACACAUUAUAAUCCCAAAAGACUCAAGUUUCCAAAGUUUUGUAAAAUGAUGACAAUUUAGUAGGAAAUUGGCUGACCCUUUAGGUUGGUCUACAAAACACUUAAAUUAAAUUUUUGUCAGUUUGUAAAAUAAAUUACAAUUUUUGCAAUAGUAAAAUUAAUUUUACAAUGGUCACUUUGUGGGUCGUGAAUUGCAAAUAUUUGUAAAGGUCGUUUGUAUUGUAAGUUUUUUUUUUGUAAAAAGUCUGAUUUGUAAAUAUUUAGAUUGUAAUUUUCAUUAAUAAAAUAUAUUGUUAAAAUUUUAUUAUAGCUCUAUUAACGAUUUGUAUGAAGUGUUCUUAGUACACGGUACG
Molecule: messenger RNA, 5249 nt
Organism: Papilio xuthus (Asian swallowtail)
Lineage: Eukaryota; Metazoa; Arthropoda; Insecta; Lepidoptera; Papilionidae
Gene: cv-c
Product: RhoGTPase activating protein
Exons: 21
Coding region: 456-3620 (1054 amino acids)
Biological process (GO): regulation of Rho protein signal transduction; signal transduction; actin cytoskeleton organization
Molecular function (GO): lipid binding; GTPase activator activity
Source: RefSeq, a predicted model, not a curated record